Didymosphaeria variabile is the source of this 687-nucleotide messenger RNA. RefSeq lists its product as uncharacterized. The coding region runs from base 1 to 687 and encodes 228 amino acids. NCBI's taxonomy places the organism in Eukaryota, Fungi, Ascomycota, Dothideomycetes, Pleosporales, Didymosphaeriaceae. The record is from RefSeq and is a predicted model, not a curated record. The transcript is spliced from 2 exons.
AUGUCUCGCGUGGACAUCUCGUUUUGGAACCUCUAUAACACCUUGCCCGACGAGUUGAAGAUUCGAAUACUGCAAUAUGCAUUACACUUGUUCACGCACACGCCACUCGACUUGGUGAGCUCCCCCAAGUGUUUAAACGGUCCCUAUGACUACCUCCUCUCGCCGAAGUUUAAGGACUCAGAGAUCGCGAAGGAAGUUUUCUAUCGAAAUAACACCUUCUCCAUCGCACCGGCUACAACUGGUAAUAACGUGUUCAUUAUUCCACCAGAGCAGUACCGGAAAUUCAUACGCCAUAUCCAUAUUGGCAUCUUCCCGACCGAGCGCGAAUGGGCCAUGCUCUCGAACUUCAAACUAAAAGCCCACUUCCCGCGGCUCACGAGCUUGACUGUCAAAGUCGACUUCCGGUUCUGGCGCUCUAUAUGGGUCCGUACUUGCCGCCACGUGCUCUUGUCAAGCAGACUACUGAAUGGGUGCUACCGAUGCAGGGAGAAGCUUGGCACGCGUUUCAUGCGAGCAGAGGUUUCCCCUAUCCAUUUUGACGUACGCAAGUUGGAGGUCAAAAUCAUUCCAAAUGCACGUGUCCCGUUUAGCGGGUUGGCUCCGGCGCCUCGUCCAGCUGAGGCGAAGGCGUUUGCAUAUCUCAAGAGCACGUACGCACAGGACGAGUCUGAGGAGUCGGUUGUGUAA